UUGGUUAUAUUCCAUGCUCAUUGAAUUUCAAUCGCAUAAUUCAGAUGAUGAUGAACGCGACUCUAAUACCACUAUAUUCAAAUUCAUUCUUCUUAUGGCUGUCAUUGGCAAUGAGAGUACUGUUCUUCCUAAAACAGCUUACUUCCAAUGCGUCAGAUUAAAAAUAUAUGUCAAGCACUCUCAGAGUUUUCCAAUAAAGCAACGAGUUGAACACCAAUGUAUUCAAUUGGCAUCAAUUUCGUUAGUACUACUUGGCGAAACCCUACGCAAAACAUCCCAGUGAUUCUUCAGUACUUUGAUAUCCGCAUCUAUGCCUCAAAUAAUGGGAGUAGCUGUUCUAUCUGGCCAUUGUCAUUUUCCCAAUCUCCGUUUUCCUAAAACUGGGAAAAUUGUAAAAACGAGAAUAUUUCAUUUUAUCUGUGCAUUGUAAAAAGCAAAUGUGAAUCUUGAAAUAUAUGUGCAAGAAGAAGUGAAAGAGUUUCAACUUUCAUUGUUAUAUUAGUUAUUUUUUGUGUAAAAAGAGAACCAAGACCUUCCUCAACUUUUCCAACUGUGUAACGGCACAACUAUUCAUAUCCUUCGGUUAGUUUUCCAUUGUAGCCCUCUCUUCUGUAUAUUUUCCAGUUCUAGGAUUGGGUGCACUAUUUCUUCUUCUUUAAGGUUAGAUUGCAAGAAGACCCUUCCUUGAAUCAACUUGCAAGGAAGGAACACUAACAGUUAUUACACCACAAGUUAACUGUUCAUCUCCAGUUGAAGCUGGGCACGACCGUUUACACGUUCAAACAAUUUUCAGAUGGUUUCCGAGGCCAACAAAAAAAUAUCGACUCCCUUUUUGUUUAAGAUUUUUCCUGAAUCGUCAAAAGUAUUUCAGGUCGUUGGUAUGUUUUCUAGUAAAACUAAACUGCAUCUAGUUACGGUUUCCUCAUUUAAAAAUACACUAUAGAGAACACCACAACAAUAAAAUGAUACUUGAGCUA
Molecule: messenger RNA, 977 nt
Organism: Galdieria sulphuraria
Lineage: Eukaryota; Rhodophyta; Bangiophyceae; Galdieriales; Galdieriaceae
Exons: 1
Coding region: 14-283 (89 amino acids)
Source: RefSeq, a predicted model, not a curated record